This is a messenger RNA of Coprinopsis cinerea okayama7#130, 1656 nucleotides long. RefSeq names its product cytochrome P450. Lineage: Eukaryota; Fungi; Basidiomycota; Agaricomycetes; Agaricales; Psathyrellaceae. The transcript is spliced from 11 exons. Gene Ontology annotation, molecular function: monooxygenase activity; heme binding; oxidoreductase activity, acting on paired donors, with incorporation or reduction of molecular oxygen. The record is from RefSeq and is a predicted model, not a curated record. The coding region runs from base 1 to 1521 and encodes 506 amino acids.
AUGGACUCACUCUGGUCGACGCUGCUGGAGCCCCCUACCGUGGCGGCUAUCGCUGCUUCUCUGGGCCUUCUCAUCGCCAUUCACCGAUACCGACGCAACUCGUCGUCCGUUCCCCUGCCUCCAGGUCCACCAGGAAACUGGCUACUGGGCAACGAUAUACCAAAGGCCUUUGCCUACCGAAAGUUCGAAGAAUGGACCAAGGAGUAUGGUCCUAUGUUCACCCUACGCCAGGGUUUCCAGACCAUCAUCGUGAUAGGACGAAUGCAACCCGCUAUGGAGGUCAUGGAAAAGGAAGGAGCCGCCCUCGUCGACCGACCCUUGUCCAUCUCUGCCGGCGAAACCCUGUCUGGAGGAAUGAGAGUGCUACUUACCCCUGCUGGCGAAAGGUUCAAAAAGAUGCGAAGAGCUCUACAUGCCCACCUUCAGCCCAAGAUUGUGGCUUCCUAUGGCCCCGUGAUGAUGAAAAACGCAAGGCAGCUCAUCCUCGACAUACUGGAUGACCCCGAGAGGCACCAAGACCACGCGAAACGGUACUCCGCCGCCGUCGUUAUGGCCCUAGCUUAUGGGAAGCACCCCAAGUCGUAUCAUGACCCGGAUGUAAUCGCUGUGAACAGGUGCUUGACACGUCUUGGUAACACCCUUCGGCCAGGUGUUUGGCGCGUGGACGUGUAUCCCUUCCUGAGAUAUGUCCCAGGAUACCUCAAAGAACUCAAGGACGGACACGCAGAAGAGCUCUCCCUAUUCAAACGCCAACUCAACGAAGUCAAGCAAGCAAUGGAUCGUGGCGAAGAAGUCCCUCAAUCAUUCGGAAAGUAUCUUCUUGAGCGACAGGCAGAACUCGAGCUCUCAGAUGACGAAACUGCCUAUCUCGCCGGGAGCAUGUUUGGAGCUGGCUCGGAUACCACUGCGUCGGCAAUCAGUGUCGCCGUUCUCGCUUCUGCGUGCUAUCCUGAAGCUCAGAAACGCAUUCAUGAAGAGCUGGAUCGGGUCAUUGGGAAGGAGCGAGCGCCUACUUCCGCUGACCAACAUAUGCUUCCUCAAACCAUGGCUUUUGUUCUGGAGACGUUCAGGUGGAGACCUGUCAGUGCUGGAGGCUUUGCGCACAAGGCUACAAAGGAAAUCAUUUGGAAUGGCUACGUGAUUCCUAAAGGCGCAACUGUGAUGGGCAACGUCUGGGCUGUCGGACGGGACCCCGAGUACUUCCCUGAACCAGAGUCAUUCAACCCGCAACGAUGGUUGACCCCUGACGGCAAACUGAAGGAAGACAUGAAGUCAUAUCCUUUUGGAUUUGGACGACGAGUAUGCCCCGGGCAGCACAUGGCCACCGCCUCCGUAUUUUUGAACACCGCACUCAUCCAUUGGGCCUUCUCAAUCAAAUCCGAUCCCAAGCACCCUAUCGACGAGCUCGCCUUCACCGAAUCCGCCAACACCCACCCCCUCCCGUUCAAGGUCCAUUUCGAACCCAGAGCUGCCAACACACUCGACGGCGUCCGCGAUCUCGUAGAGGACUAUGGAUUGUGAGACGUAGACGAUAUCGAUCCGAUUCAACACAGUAUGAUGAUGAUGACAUUCAACCACGCAUUCCUCCUCGGUUAACUCCACAAAUGUAUUUUAGUUACAAUUGUAUUUCUUAAAGUUACUACAUACCCCCUACAA